AAAAAAUUAAGAAAAGAAAAGAAAAGAAAGAAAAAGUUCGGUUGGACCGGCAGAACGUUGAAGCGAGCACCAGGUCCACCGGCUCGUCCGGUCUGAACCGGUCUACUUCAUAAAGGAUUCAAAGGGGAAGCAGCUGCACACGGUCACUCGCUAUUCCUUCUCCCAGAAGCGGCGUGAUGCUGCCACUGGCCGAGCUCUCCUCCUCCGUCCUCCGGCGUGAUAGCCCCAGGAUCUUCGUCGGCUUCUUCCAUCGCCGCCUCCUCUCCACCGCCGAUGCCGGCUCCGUCGCCGUCGCCCCCGGCGAGAACCCGUCGCCCAAACCGCAUUUCAUGGCGGAAUACCUCGCGAGAUCGUGCGGAUUUUCUCCGGACAAGGCGGCUGAAGCAGCAUCCAAGCACCUCCGCCGCAUCAAAUCCCCUCAGCAGCCGGACUCCGUCCUGAACUUCUUCAGAAGCCACGGUUUUGACGACGCUGACAUCAAAAAGGUCGUGUCUAGAAUCCCCAGAUGUCUCGGGCUCGACGUGGAGGAGACCCUGGCCCCAAAGUUCCGAGCUUUACGAGAUCUCGGCUUCUCCCAGUCCGACGUCGCCCACCUCAUCCUCUCCAACCCCUCCGUCCUCAACCUCAGGUUCCCCCAAAACGUCCUCCCCAAGGUCGAGUUCUGGAGGGAUCUCCUGGGCUCCGAUGAGUUCUUGAUAAAGUGGUUGAAAAGGAAACGAUGGCUCUUCAACUACAGUAUCGAGAGGACGAUCCUUCCGAACCUGUCACUCUUACGGGCCUGCGGCAUUUCAGACAAGAGGAUCUCUUUGGUCGCAAAGCAGCAGCCUUCGAUUGUCUGCCAGAAGAUGGAAUCACUGCAGGCUUUGGCUGAUCGCGUCGAGGGGCUGGGAGUACCCCGCCACUCCAGCAUGUUCGUCUGGACUCUGCUCAGUCUCCAGAGGGUCAGUACAACCACCUUCGAGGCCAAGAAGAAGCUUAUGAAGAGCUUGGGGUGGUCGGAUUCGGAGUUCCUCUCUGCGUGCCAAAGGCAAUCUACUUUCUUAUCUAAGUCGGCGAAGGCGAUACAGAGAAAGAUGGAAUUUUUGGAGAAGGAAACUGGGUGUGAGCCAUCCUAUGUCGCGAGAUACCCAGAGCUUCUCAUGAUGAGCUUGGAGAAGAGGUUGGUUCCCAGGCAUCAUGUCAUGGAGAUGAUGAAGUCUCAAGGGUUACAUGGUGGGGCAUUUCAAUUAGCUACCAUUAUGAAGUUAUCGGAAAAGAAAUUUACAGAGAAAUUUGUUCUCUGCUACAAAGAGAAAGCCCCUGAAUUGCAUGAUUUGUAUGUUUCUCUCAGUUGCAAGGGAGCUCCUCUGUAGUUCCAGAUUCGGAGAUGUAAUGACACUUGCGUUCUUGAUUGCUAACUCAUUUAAUCUCACAAGUUUGGGUUGCUGAUAUGUCUCUUGUGGAAAAACUGGCCGACUGCGGCUUUUUGGGAAUUUCUUUCGGUGUCGAUGGUUUUCCUCCAUCUAUUUCCUGCUCCCCUCGCAGGCCGCUGGGCAGAUCGAUAUUUGUUUGACUGCGAUUGUUGUGAAUUUGCUUCCGUGUCGCAGGCCACUGGGCAAAAUCGAUAGAAGCUCUGGAAUUUUUUUCACUAAGAAGAGUUUAAUUCCAGGUGCAGAAAUUUCUCAAAAAGUUUGUUCUCUCCCACAGAGAAUUUCGAUGAGCAGUUAUUAUGGAUUUUGUUUUUAAUGUUCCUUUUAUGAUUCAGUGACUAUAUUUUGGUGUACUUUCUGGAAAAAGAGAGAAUAAAUAUUGCAAAGUUAAAUGUAAAAUGCGUUGGACAUACUAAAUUUUUAAUAUUUUUUUAUGAGCUAUUUAA
Elaeis guineensis (African oil palm) is the source of this 1855-nucleotide messenger RNA. RefSeq lists its product as uncharacterized. The record is from RefSeq and is a predicted model, not a curated record. NCBI's taxonomy places the organism in Eukaryota, Viridiplantae, Streptophyta, Magnoliopsida, Arecales, Arecaceae. Gene Ontology annotation, biological process: regulation of DNA-templated transcription. Gene Ontology annotation, molecular function: double-stranded DNA binding.